AUGGCUGAUAAAGGAAACAUCACUGUUGCGAUUAAUAGGAAUGAGUACAUAAACAAAAUUAAUCCAAUGUUAUCAGAUAAAGAUACUUAUUUAACAAUUGAUCACAAUCCUAUUCAAAAAAUUGAAAAACAGUUAAAAGAUAUAUUGAAUCGAUGGCACAACAAAGGUUUCAUCGACAAACACAUUAAAUUUCAAUUAAACUCAAGUGAUGGUCUACUACCAAGAGCAUAUGGCAUUCCAAAAAUACACAAAGAAAGUUGCCUUUAUAGAAUAAUUGUUUCCACCAUUAAUGGUCCCUUGCAUAAUUUUGCUGUUUAUUUACACAAACUUAUUUUUAAAGGUAUUCCUAAUUCUCCGUUUUUUGUUAGAAAUAGUUUUCAAUUGAACAAUGUUGUCGACGGAAUGAAUUGGAAUAGUGAUUAUCUUCUUUGUUCACUUGAUGCGGUUUCCUUAUUUACUAAUGUUCCAGUUGAACUCGUUAUUGAGAGCAUUUCUGCUAGAUGGAAAUUCAUUUGCUUACAUACAAAAAUUAGUAAAGAAGAGUUUGUAUUGGCUAUACAGAUUACAUUAACGUCGACGUAUUUUACUUUCAAUGACAAAGUAUAUAAACAGACCUUUGGUACUCUAAUGGGCUCUCCCAUUUCACCAAUUAUAGCUGACAUAGGUUUACAGGACCUCGAACUAAAAGCCUUAAACACACUUAAGUUCAAUAUUCCUAUAUAUUUUAGAUACGUCGAUGAUAUUGUUAUGUCACUACCUAAAGAUCAAAUUGAUUUGGUAGUGAGCACAUUCAACUCGUUCCAUCAAAGAUUGCAAUUUACUUGUGAAUUGCAAAAGGACAAUGCCCUCAGUUUCCUUGAUAUUAAAAUCAUAAUUGAUGAGAAUAAGUUGAUUU
Pseudomyrmex gracilis is the source of this 895-nucleotide messenger RNA. RefSeq lists its product as uncharacterized. The transcript has a single exon. Lineage: Eukaryota; Metazoa; Arthropoda; Insecta; Hymenoptera; Formicidae. The record is from RefSeq and is a predicted model, not a curated record. The annotation marks the transcript as partial.